UCAAAAUGGCGACGUAGACAUCUACCACAACAAAACUAAAACUCGCUCAGAUAUUGUGAUCGCUUGGAAAUUGGUCAGUCUUUUGAAACUUGAAAGGAAGAUGCCUGUUCUGAUUGAAAGAACUCGUCCGACAAAAGCCCAAUUGAGGGCUGUGCACGCAUAUAUACGGCGUCAACGCGAGAAGGGAAAGCAAGCACUGGCCGAAAGCAAGGCAAAGGAAGAGGAAGAAAAACAGCGUAAAAAAGAAGAAGAAAAAAAGAAAGAAACAGUAGAAGAUGUCAAAAAGGAAAUCGCUGAAUUAGAAGCCAAACUGGAGCAACUGAAGCAGAAGAAACACGAUCUUUUUUCUCAGUUCAAAAGAGCUUUAAAUUAUGAAAACGAAUUGAAGAGACAACAGGAGAAUCAAGGUGUUUUGAAGGCAUCUGUUCAUAUUACAACCAGUUCUAGAGGUGUUCUUGGUUUACCAACUGGACAGCCCUUUAUUUCGCAAAGUGUACCUCCGCAACCUGGAUUGAUGGACACUGUUCCCAAUUCAGGUGUGAUCAGAAGACCAAGUAGUCCUUCACGAGCACAUCCUCUCUCAGGUUUUAUUCAGGCACAAAUUCAUUCUCAACAGUUGCAAAACCUUCAACUCCCGCAUCCCCCCUUUCCAUCCCAGACAGUACAGGUGCAUCCAGCAGCAAUUGCAGAGAGAUUUCCAGGGUAUUCACAAGUACAGGUACCUGUUACCACAACAAAUCAGCCUGAAAAUCGUUUUCCAGGAAAGCAACAUCCACCUUCUCAGCUUCCUUCUACAGGAAGACCCCAAGAAUCACCAGCUCCCUUCAACAGACAGCCAUCACAACAAGGGGGACUACCUCAGCAGGAAAAUCCGCAGGGAUUUCCAAGUCACCAAUUACAACAGCAGCCACCACAACAUCAACAGCAACAACAGCAGCAGUUUCCAUAUCAUGCGCAGCUGCAGCAACCAGUUUAUCAACAGUACAUACAACAUGGCAGUCAGAAACAAACAUUUCAACAGCCUCCACCACACCCACAACAACAACAACAACAACAACAACAACCAAGUUCAACACCACAUAACCAAGGAACUCAGCAUGGGUACCCUGUGCAACUUUCUGGCCAGGACCAGGCACAUCUCCAGUCUUAUCCUCUACAUGGUGCUGGUGUUCACCAAUUGCAAUCACAGCAGUCCUAUCAAGCACACCCUCAGCAACAGGGAUACCAACCAAAGCAACAAUCUGGAGCAUAUCAAGUUCAGCAAGGAGCAGUAAGCAACCAGCAUGGUUACCAUCUGCAGCAGCAACAACAACAACAGCAGCAGCAGCCUGCGCAGUUCCCUGGAAUGCAAGGACAGCAAGGGCAACAGCCUGACCUAACACAACACAGGCAGCAGAGCAUGGCACCACAGCAGUAUCACCAGCAACAAGGCAGUCAGAGUCAAAGUCGACAAGUGCCUUAUGAUGCAGGACAUCAAUCACAACAGAUAGCGCUGCCACAGCAGCAGCAACAGCAGCAACACCAGAAGCCAGAACAAAGACCAGGCUCAGGACUUGGGUAUUCCCAAAGCUACCAGCAUGACUAUCAACAGCACCAUCCACAGGGAUCCCAACCAACAAAAAGGGCCAGCCACAAGUUCAGUCCUUAUCCAUACUCUGGAUCAAAGAGCCAUCAUCAAGGAAACGUUGGAAAGAAGUACUCAGGAAAGUACCAAAGCUCUCAAGAAGUAACUUCAUCUUCAGGAUCUUACACAGGGUCUUCUGGAAGUUCCUGUCACUCAAGACACCAUCAUCAUCAGGGUAGCAGGAGUCACAAGCCUGGAACAGGAUACAGUUCAUCCAGUAGCCAACAAAAGUCAUCCAGAUAUUACCAGUAACAGUGCAUAUGCACUGUCGCUUUACGCAAACGCGUGCUCUUAUGGAAAUGCUGAUCUUCUUUUUGUAUUGAGAACGAAACCGUUAAAAAACCGUGAAGAGUUUUGUCGUCCAUAUGGCGACGUUUUACUAAUGAAAAUAUGCAUUCAUGUAGGUAUAGUAUUCUGAUGUGCAGAUGUCUGGCAUCGUCUUUGAAAAUGCAACCGAUGCUUAAGACUUACAUGAUGUUUGGGACUUACCAACAAGAGUAAAGAAAACCUUGUGAAAAUUCAAGCUUUUAGAGAUAGUACCAGUAAAACGCAUUGAAGACAAUCCAGGGGAGCUGUUACAAUUUCAAAUUUCUCAAAUCAGAAUACGCCAGAACUGCUCCUCGUAUACGGCUUGUGGUGUGCAAAUUUACGUAAUUUUGCAUGCUUUGAUGCGGACUUUUGAGCCCACACUAAAGUUUGGUCUAGUUGAUUUCCUUAUGCCUUGGUGGGAGACCACUAAGAGACCUUAGUUAUACGUCAAUAUAUGUCAGAACUCUCUUGACUCUAAAGUUAGGCAAAUAUGAUUGAACGGGGAGAAUUGUUAUCACUGGUCUCGUUAUCUUUAACUAAGAUUUUGAAAACCAAAAAUCUCGACAUGCACUGAUGCUUUCAAGCUUCUGUGUGAGAAGGGGAAAUGAAGAUGAGGUGACAAUGACGAGGGGCUCGAUAACGUUAUCUCUUAUCAUAAAGGACAGUAACACGAUUUGAGUCAAAGCGAGGCUACCCUUAGUUAAGUUCAGUUUUAAAUGCAUACUUUAUUUCAAAUACGUUCGCGUAUUUUAUCCAUACGUGAAGGAUCAAAACGAUCAUUAAUACGGAUACGCCAGUUUAAGGUCUCAUUUUAAAUUAAUCCACUGUUGAGUUCGAAAACAGAUAUCUAUUCCUUUGAUAUAUUUCAAAGUGGACAGCCUUACAACGGUCAAGCUUAGAAAUUUUUAAUUUUCCUUUUAAUCUUUUAUAUAACAGCUUUAUCAAAGUUAUCGUUUCUGUGUUACAUAAUGCAUUAAAGCCUUCCGUUGAACACUCAAAAGAUUAAACGAAAAUGUUAGUGGUUUUAA
Stylophora pistillata is the source of this 2961-nucleotide messenger RNA. RefSeq lists its product as uncharacterized. Gene Ontology annotation, cellular component: transcription regulator complex. Gene Ontology annotation, biological process: regulation of transcription by RNA polymerase II. Lineage: Eukaryota; Metazoa; Cnidaria; Anthozoa; Scleractinia; Pocilloporidae. The record is from RefSeq and is a predicted model, not a curated record. Gene Ontology annotation, molecular function: transcription coregulator activity.